Serinus canaria (Common canary) is the source of this 594-nucleotide messenger RNA. RefSeq names its product C-C motif chemokine 3-like. Gene Ontology annotation, biological process: cellular response to tumor necrosis factor; inflammatory response; chemokine-mediated signaling pathway. Bases 86 to 370 code for a protein of 94 amino acids. Gene Ontology annotation, molecular function: chemokine activity; CCR chemokine receptor binding. The transcript has 3 exons. Gene Ontology annotation, cellular component: extracellular region. The record is from RefSeq and is a predicted model, not a curated record. NCBI's taxonomy places the organism in Eukaryota, Metazoa, Chordata, Aves, Passeriformes, Fringillidae.
AGCAGCUCCUGGCCUGAGCUCAGAGUUGAGCUCUCCCAAGGAGGCAGAGCAGCAUCCUGCAGGGAAGAGCCCUCCCAGAGCCACCAUGCUCACUGCAAGGCCAGUCCUGCUGCUCCUCGGGCUCCUCGCCCUCUCGCUGUGCUGCCAUGCAGCCCCUUACUCUCCAGCCGAGUGCUGCUUCGACUACGUCAAGGGUGUGCUCCGGCUGGACUACCUCCUGGACUUCUACCCCACUGGCAGGGAAUGCUAUUUCCCAGCUGUUGUGUUUGAGACCAAGAAAGGAGCCAAGGUCUGUGCAAAGCCCGAGGAGAAAUGGGUGAAGAGAGCAGUUAAAGUGCUUCAAAAGAAGAAAGAGCCUCGUGCCCCGUGAUGCAGAGUGGGGGCCCUGGUUCAGGCUCCCCAGCCUCCUGCUGGGAAGGAAGGUUUGCAUCCCCUCUCAGAAGAGGUUAAGGAUGUUCAGCUCCUGGGAGAGGGCACCGAGUCCCCAGAGCCCUGAGCUGCAUCCACAGCUGGGCACCAGCUCCUGGAAUGCCGCUGGCCCAGCCUGCACCUGCCUGCUGAUCACAGCCCCAAAAUAAAGUUUAUUUCAUGUGA